Sitodiplosis mosellana (orange wheat blossom midge) is the source of this 1434-nucleotide messenger RNA. Its product is annotated as sialomucin core protein 24-like. The record is from RefSeq and is a predicted model, not a curated record. The transcript is spliced from 5 exons. The coding region runs from base 691 to 1149 and encodes 152 amino acids. Lineage: Eukaryota; Metazoa; Arthropoda; Insecta; Diptera; Cecidomyiidae. Gene Ontology annotation, cellular component: cytoplasmic vesicle.
CCGUAAUCGUUAAUACGACGAAAGACGUUUUAGCAUUUUUGCAGCAGCAACAAAGCAGCAGUAGUAGUAGUAGUAGCAGUAGCAGCCAGUUCGUGUAUAGAGAAAAGUUUACGUAGAAACACAGUUGAAUAUACAGACAGUGCGUGUACGAAUAGCGAAGCAGAACGAACAGAACAGGGAAUAGAUAUAGUAUAUAUCAUACAAUCGUCGACAAAUUCUAAUGGUAAUUUCUUUGAAUUCAAAGCACAGUUACUUUGCCUUUGAUAGCAAGCUUAAAGGAAAAAGAAAUAUUCCAUAAAUUGUGUGUGCAUGUGAUUUUUUCUCGUUUAUUCGAAAAAGAAGAAGAAAAAAAUUAAUCCAAUUUCGAAUAAAAUAAAGAAUUUGAUUUUGACAAAUGAACGAUGUAAUCAGUACUGAGCUAACGUGCAAAAAUAUACACAUAACACACAACGUUGUUUGGAAUAGAGAGACAAACCAAUUUUCCUAGUGGCACAACGACACACGGCAGCUAUAUUUGAAGAAAGCGGCAGUAACCACACAAUUAAUCGAUUUGCGUAUUAAAAUAUUUUUUUUUUCCUGCAGCGCAAAAACAACCAACCAACAUUGACGCUCUGAAUAAGUGAGAAGAGAAUAAGAGAAGAAAAAAAAAACAGUAAUCGUAAGAAAAAUAAACGAAAGAAAGACGAAAUUAUGAAGACUCAGCAGAUUUUUGUUACCGUUUUGGUAUUUUCCAUUUGUCAAUGGUCAGUGCUUGGUGCUGAUUCAGCCAAAGCCGAACCGCCAGUUUCAUCGACAACACCGGCCACCGCAGAUAACACAACCACCUUAGCACCAACGACCCCUACACCUGCCCCUGAUAAUACAACAACCACUUCAACUACAACCACUACUCCAACUCCAGCUCCGAACACAACAACAACAACAACAAGUACCACCACCUCAACACCAAAGCCUGAUACAACCACCCCCAACACGAGCACAACCACAACAACAACAGCAAAACCAACACCAACACCAGAGCCUUGCCGACACUUUGAUGCACCAUCAUUCAUCGGUGGUAUUGUGUUGACCAUUGGUUUGAUUGCCAUCGGUUUUGUAGCCCAUAAAGUUUAUAAAUCGAAAUUCGAUCGCAACUAUCAUACGCUGUAAACUGUGUGCAUGUGGAUGCCUCUGUGUGUAUAGAAUCUCACCAAAACAAAACAAAAAUUACAACAACAGCAACAACAGCAAAAACCACACACUUCUGUGUACAUACUUGAUUUUCUCGAGUUUAAUUCCCCCCGUAAUCUCAGAUUUUCGUUUCUUCUUUUUUUCUCGUUUCUCUUAAGUAAAAAAAAAUAAUAAUGAUUUUGAAGCUUCAAAGAUUAUGAAUAAGACAAAAGUUGUGCAAAUACACGAACAAUAAAAUAAUAAAAAAAAGCUGAUAAAAAAGUA